Aspergillus steynii IBT 23096 is the source of this 1356-nucleotide messenger RNA. RefSeq names its product amidohydrolase. Gene Ontology annotation, molecular function: hydrolase activity, acting on carbon-nitrogen (but not peptide) bonds. NCBI's taxonomy places the organism in Eukaryota, Fungi, Ascomycota, Eurotiomycetes, Eurotiales, Aspergillaceae. The transcript has 3 exons. The record is from RefSeq and is a predicted model, not a curated record. The coding region runs from base 1 to 1356 and encodes 451 amino acids.
AUGCUGUACACCCACGCAACCAUUAUUACCGUUGAUUCCGAUCGACGUAUUAUCGAAGAUGGCGCCCUCAACGUUCAAGGAAAUAUUAUUAUAGACUUGAACAAAUCCAGCAUUUUACGUGCAAAGUAUCCCCACGAAGGGGAAUAUGAUCUCAGCGGACACAUCAUGAUACCAGGGUUGAUAUCAACACACAUGCAUACAGUCCAGACAUUGAUACGGGGAACGGCAGAUAACAAAGAACUUCACAGCUGGCUGGAUGAUAGAGUCCGUCCACUGCAGAAUGCGAUGACUAGUGAAGAUGCCUAUGUAUCGGUGCAGUUAAGCGUUGCCGAGAUGCUGAAAUCAGGAACAACAUGCUUUCUGGAGAGCAUGUUUCUCUCUCAACAUAAUUUUGAUGGACUUUGUCAGGUGGUUCAACAAAGUGGGAUUCGAGGCUGUUUGGGUCAAUUCGCUCCCAACCCUGGCCAAGACAGUGAUUUGCCGGACAGCUCCAUAUCCGACGUAGUGGAGGCCUGGAAGAAGUGGAAUGGCGCUGCAAACGAUCGUAUCCGGGUAUGGUUCGGAGCCAUUUCUGCGGGACUGGCUCUGCAUUCUCGAAUGAAAGAAAUGGCCUCGGUGGCCCAUUCUCACGGGAUUCCGAUCACGAUGCACUGUGCAGAAACAAGAAGACAGUUCGAAUACUUCAACUCUCUGGGACAUAGCCCUGUCUCUUGGGCUGAUUCUACAGGUCUACUGUCGCCAUCGACUGUGCUGGUUCACAUGGUACACCUGGACAAUGACAAAGACAUCCCAAAGCUAGCAGCCUCUGGCACUCAUAUAGCGCACUGCCCAACUUCAAACGCCAAACUAGCUUCCGGUAUUAGCUCUGUGCCGGAGCUACUUGCGGGAGGCGUCAACGUUAGCCUUGGUACAGACGGAGCUCCCUGCAAUAACAGCUGUGAUCUACUACAAGAGAUGAAGCUUGCGGCUAUUAUCCAUCGGAGUGUUUCACAUGAUCCAACUCUGAUCCCUGCGGAAACCGCAUUGGAAAUGGCAACUAUCAACGGAGCGCGAGCUUUAGGUCUUGAAUCAAGCAUUGGAAGCCUGGAAAUCGGCAAGAAAGCGGACUUUGUGGCCAUCAACACGGAAAAGCCGCAGCUUCAGCCAUACAUUAACCCUGUCAGUGAUGUGGUAUAUGCUGCGACUGGAAGGGAUGUGGAUGUGGUGGUAGUGGAUGGCCAAUUGUUGGUAAAAGAUGGCGAAUUAUUGACCAUGAGCGAAGGCAAUAUCCUCAACGAAGCCAAGAGAAGAAUCCACGAAGUGACCACCAGAGCCGGAUUAGUGGAGAGGAUCAAGUCUCCCUGGCCAGUACUGUAA